AUGGAUGGAACUGCGGCUGGUGUCAGUUGGUUGUAUAUCUUCCUCAUGACCAUCGCAUCAUACUUCCCUUCGCGUAUCUUCCGAUCCGUCUCGCUGACAAGACAUGCACUGACGCAAGAGUUCAAAGAAUCGCGGCCAACGCUAGUUAUCAUGGACAAAAUAUCAGCGAGCGUGUUUGACUCAAUAUUCAAGGGCGAGGCGCUUGCUGCAAAAUGUAAAACCAUACCACGUAUUGUUCUCUUCCACGAAGGGGUCAAAUUCCGACCACAAUUCAUCAUCGAUGCAUGCCAAAGCUCUUGCCAACUAUUUAGACUUGGUUCCCUAUGUACGGUAGAUUUCUUUGCUGUAAAAAUAUACUUACUUUUGGCACUAUUUGCAUUGCGUGUUAUGCUUUUCUUCACACCAAGGAAAACAUUGGACAGUAUGUUUGGAGUUCCCAGUCAUUUCCUUACGGAAACUGUUGUUUACUGCACAAGACCUCAAUUCGUUCUCGGAAAUGGUUCGCUGACUUGCCCAACACGCGAUGCACAGUACAUUGGACCCCUGUUUGAAUCGCCCCCCGCCCUGGAUGGUGAGAUGAAAACUUGGUUGGAAAAUGUCAAAGCGCCCAUUGUAUUCGUAUCGCUCAACUCAAUCUGCCACGAAAACAGUCAUCUGCCCGCUGUGUUGCAGGCCCUUGCCCAGUCAGAGUACAUCUCCUUAGUCGAAGUUACCGACCAAGAAUACUGGUGUCGGCAAGGAUACGAUUCCAUUCGUUUCGUGUCUUCAAAAGAUCGGCAUCACAAGUAUGCCUAUCUCCCGUUCGCUUCUGUCUUCAUCACUCAAGGUAUCCUAAGCGAGUUGUGGACCACAAACGCUUGCAGUACGAUGUUCGAACGAUUUUUGACUCUGAGUUUGGUAUGUUGCGAGUCUCGAGGGGAGAUUAUGAGAGUACUUCGCAGUAGGAACUCGGGGUCGGACGUCCCGAAACUUCAGUCCAUGCCCUGGGGGAAUCCGCAGAAACUAAGAUCCCUCAUCUCCGUCCCCUCAGCGCCGCGGGAGCGCCCGUACGAGCGUCUUCGGCCCCUGCUUCGCCUCGCACGACAUGGAGUAAUUUUUUAG
Aureococcus anophagefferens is the source of this 1101-nucleotide messenger RNA. RefSeq lists its product as hypothetical. The transcript has 3 exons. The record is from RefSeq and is a predicted model, not a curated record. NCBI's taxonomy places the organism in Eukaryota, Pelagophyceae, Pelagomonadales, Pelagomonadaceae. The coding region runs from base 1 to 1101 and encodes 366 amino acids.